Messenger RNA from Rhizophagus irregularis DAOM 181602=DAOM 197198, 951 nucleotides. RefSeq lists its product as uncharacterized. Lineage: Eukaryota; Fungi; Glomeromycota; Glomeromycetes; Glomerales; Glomeraceae. Gene Ontology annotation, cellular component: cytoplasm. The record is from RefSeq and is a predicted model, not a curated record. Gene Ontology annotation, biological process: peptidyl-serine phosphorylation; regulation of autophagy. Gene Ontology annotation, molecular function: ATP binding; protein serine/threonine kinase activity.
GUUGCUUUAAAAUGUUUAUAUAAUUCCCAAAAUAUCACAAGUGAACUUCUCAAUGAGGUUGAAUUAUAUUCAAUUAAAAAUCACGAAAAUUAUUAUGAAGAAAAUAAAAUACUUAAAAUAUAUGGAAUAUCUCAAAAUCCAGAUACAAAGGAAUACAUUAUAGUUCUUGACUAUGCAAAGGGCGGAAAUUUUAAUUAUUGGAUGAACAAAAAUUUUAACAAUUUGGAAUGGCCCAAAAAAGUGACUAUACUUUAUAAUAUUAGUAUGGGUCUUAAAGAACUUCAUCAAAAGAAGAUGGUUCACCGUGAUUUUCAUACAGGAAAUAUAUUGUUAAAUACUGCUGGUGUAACUAAUAAUAUGGAUGAUAGUGUUAUACAUAUUUCAGAUAUGGGAUUAUGUGGAGACGCUAGUAAUACUAAUCAAAAUAAUAUUUACGGAGUUAUACCUUACGUAGCUCCUGAAGUGUUAAAAGGGGAACCUUAUACUCAGGCAGCAGACAUAUAUAGUUUUGGUAUGAUUAUGUAUUUUGUAGCAACUGGAAAACAACCCUUUGCCGAUCGUGCACAUGAUGAAUAUUUAGUAUUAAACAUUUGCAAUGGAAUUAGGCCCGAAAUUAAUGUGCCAAUAGCACCAAAAUAUUAUAUUGAUUUAAUGAAAAAAUGUUUGGAUUCAAAUCCAUAUAAUAGACCAAAAGCAUCUGAAAUUUUAAAAUUGAUUCAUUUAUUUAUUGAUUUAUAUAAAUAUGAUGGCUCAAAUUUCAACUAUCAAAUUGCAAAGGAAUUCAAAGAAGCAGAAGAAUAUAGAAGAUCGCAUCUCUCUUCUUUUAACAAAGAAAAUACUCACCCACAAGCUAUUUAUGAGUCUCGAUUACUUAAUCCUUUUACAAAAAAACUCCAAAAAUAUGAUAAUAUCGACAAUAACACAGUAGAAAUUAUUGAUUUUACAAAGUAA